Messenger RNA from Aedes aegypti (yellow fever mosquito), 4939 nucleotides. RefSeq names its product dynein-1-beta heavy chain, flagellar inner arm I1 complex. The record is from RefSeq and is a predicted model, not a curated record. Lineage: Eukaryota; Metazoa; Arthropoda; Insecta; Diptera; Culicidae. The coding region runs from base 560 to 4747 and encodes 1395 amino acids. The transcript is spliced from 10 exons.
CAUCGUUAUUCAACCAAAUAAUGUUCUCCCAAUCUUUGUAUCCAGUGACACCGCAACACGAAUGAAAAUACUGAACAUAAUUCCACAUAACAUUCCAAUACAUAUCUAUGUUAUACCGCUUAAUUCCAUUUGUGAGGGUAGCUGCUAAACGAUUCUCCAUCUCAGUGACGAGACGUAAACUGAAUACAACCUUCACACUAUGAACUAUGCAUGUCCCAACAGCAAAGCAAAUCCAAAUUCUCAUCGAAAACAUUUUAAAUUGGUCGUAUGGGAGUUUAACACCACGCAGUAAAUAUAUCCCAGUCGCGUGGACAAACGCAUUGUGUAGAGCGAACAAUUGGAACAGAAAUAUAAUUAUGUUGAUUUCAAACGUAUCGACAAUAGAUGCUUCGGUUCUUAUGAGUAAUUUGAUAAAUUCUUCUAAUAUAAGUAUCGAUAUUUCAAACGAUAUUUGCACAAUAUGUAACACCAAUAAGACAGUAGUAAGACACAUCACGAAAUCAUAAAUAAUAAAUUGGCCACCUAGCAACGUUACGUGGCAACGACAAGGAGCAGCUCGAUGUUAUUUUUUCAAUCAAUUCAAACAAAUCUGAAACUACAGCAAGUGAUUACCUAUUCGCUUCAAAUAGAAUUCAUAAUGGCUGAUAAUAUUGGAGGAGAAAAUUUAGCUGAUAACGUCAGUGAACUUUCUAGCUUCUCAGACUCCAGUGAUGAAGGAAAAAGAAUCGAGGAAGUGAUUCCAAUAGCAGAAGAAGAAGCAGAUAAGCCGGCUUAUAGUGAUGAAGAUUUGGACACAUUAGUUGGAUUUAUGCGCAAUAUGAUCUUUCUCUUUGAUUACGAUUCAAAUGAUUUUAACGAUGAAGUAGCUGAAGUAAUUAAACUUUGGCUGAUUGAUGUCAAUUAUCCUCUACUUUUUAUAUAUUACGAUGGUCACCUUCUUGCUGCAUCACUCACUUUUCCAAAAUGUUCUUUCAAUGAUCUCAUGUACUUUAUGCGAGAACCAGAUCAGCUCUUCAAUGUGAUUGAAACUUUCCACGAUGACCUCAUGUUCGGAACACUGCAUAACGAUAUCGAAGGGUCAUUACUGGUUACACUAGAACAAGUAUACGGACCGCUAAUGCUGUCAAAUACCGAGUGGUCGGAAAAUGUGAAAGCUCACGUUCUAGUUGCAUAUAAUACAUUUAUGACGUUUCUAACUGAUAUUCAUCAUAAACUAUCUGGGUUUACUCUCCUGUAUGUUCCACGAGAAGGAUCUGAUAUGGAUGUCCAGGAAGUUGUGUUGAACCGUACAACCAUUAAGAGAUUGGAAGCAGUGGUUAUCGAGUGGACCAGCCAAAUUCGUUCUACAAUUAACGACACUCAGCAUUCUGUUCCAGAUGACCUUAUUUGCCCGUCAGAUGAAUACAACUUUUGGAUUUAUCGCCAUGAAGUUUUAUUUGCUAUACAAAGUCAAUUUAAAAAUGUCAACGUGCUACAUAUUCUGGAAAUUCUGGAUCUAGCACAAUCUCUAUACACCAAACCAUUAAGAGAUGUUUUGAAUGAUUUGAUGAUAGAAAUCGAAAUAGCAGAAGCAAAUAUACCGUUCAUUAAACUAUUGGUUGACCCUUGUUUUGCUAUUCGUACGUUGGAUAAUGAAGAUGAUCUGUGCUCACAACUCAUAUAUGUAAUGCACAUAAUUCGAUUUAUUGGAGAAGAUUCAUCCCACUUACGUCAAGAUGAGUGCAUCACAAAGCUAUUCCUGUACUUGAGUAACGAGAUUGUAUCAUGCUGUAUGCAGAGCAUUGAUGUUGACAAAAUUCUAUCCGGAUCACCUUCAUAUGGUAUAGAAGUAUGUAACAUAAAAAUAAAUUGCUGCGAGUCGUACAAAAUAAUAUAUGAGGAAAUGAUCGAGCACUUUCAGGACGUAUAUGCAUGGAGACUAGAUUACGCGGUUAUUUUCAAUAGAAUCGAUGCGUUUAUGCAAAGACUUUACGACAUGUUAGAAAUUUGUCAUGCAAUGACAAUAUUUGCCAAGCAUGGUGGUGGUAACUCAUAUAAAAAUUAUCGUUUCUCGUGUAACAAUGCCAAAAUGUACGAAAAUAAAUGUAAUCAAGUAGAGGCAAUCUUUGCAACUGGAAUUGAAAAAAUUCAAGCGGUAGCUGGCUCUAUUUUAGAUAUUAAUAACAAAGAAUGGUACACAUCAAUUGCAAAUUUCCGUGAAAUGCUAAAAAACUUGGACGAUAUAAUUGAGAACUUAUUGUCAAACGUUUUCUUGAUUGCGGAUAAUCUCGAAGAGAAAAUCAAUGUUCUUAUUACUAUUCUCAAUUUCUAUAAAAGGGAGAGUAUACGAGAGAGUUUUAUGCGGAAAAUAUCCGACAUUUGGAAUGCAUUCAAAGAAGAACUUACCAAUCUCUCCAAAACUGUUUCUUCCGGAAUAAAUAAUUAUCCAACCUUAUUUCCUAAGAAAUCGGGUCAGUUUGCUCUACUUAAAAUCAAGUUCGAGAGAAUUAAUCGUCUAAAGGAUCUCUUGGAACGGUGUCGUUUCUUUCCUCUUUACUCGGAAACAGACGAAAUUCUCACCCUAUUUGAAUCAUGCGAAAAGCAAGUGAAAGUGGCAUUAAAAUCGUAUAACGAUUUAUGGAUUAAAUCGGUGAGCGUUGAUCUUGGCUCAUGGUACCAUAGACAUUUAAUUUGCCGCAGUCAAAUACGUCCUGGAUUAUUGGAAUGCCAUAUUGAAAGACGCAUGCUCGAUAUAUUCGAAGAAGCAUAUUUUUUCAAAGUAUCGGGUGCCAUCGUACCAAGCGUGAUUGAUAUGGAAAGAAAUGAUAAUGUGAAAUUGACGUUUGAUAACGUCAUCCGGAUCAUACUGUACUUCAACAAUGUCAUAUCGUCGAUCUCUGACAAAGAGCGCUUGUUCUUCAAACCAAUGAUACAACAGACAGAAAGGAAACUAGAACCUCUAAAAAUUAAACUCACUUGGGAAGAAGAUCUUGGCGAGUAUAUUGAUACAUUUGUGACUAACGUGAAGGAUCUACUAGAUGUCAUUCAAGUAUAUAAAAAAGAAAACCUCACAAUUGCAACCUGGAUGGAAAAUAUAUACAAUAUUCUCUUAUUUAAACUGAACCAUGACAAGGCACAGCAAUUACCAGAUUUCAUAGGUGACAUAAAAAAUCAAAAAAGGGAAUCUAUUUCUGAGUUGGUUCGACUGUAUUCGGAGAUAAGCAAGCACAUAUUCUGCAUCUAUGAAACUUUAGGUUCAAACAUAAGAAAAAUGAGUGAAAGCUGGGCACAGUAUGUUCAUAAAAUUGAUCACCUCCUAAAAGCUGCUGUUUUCAAUUCCUCCCUUAAUACACUUGAGAAUAUUCUCAUGGCUCUUCAAAAAGAAGCAGCGCCGAUUUUAAGCAUUGAACUAAUACUCAACAAGUACGGAAUAACAUAUCAACCCUCAUUGGAAUCCAUCGAAACAGCCCUAAAACGAUUACCAAACGAAGUUACUUCAAUCAUCAAAAUCAUUCCAAGCAUGUGCCAGCGAUUUCAAAUAGAUUCUCAAUGCAAUUUUUACGAUGAUUUUCUUCAAGACAGUAAAUUUGAAACAAUUGAAAACGCAAUACAUUCAAAUAUUAAACAUACUGUGGAAGAACUUUGUGACUUUCGAGAGAAAUGGGGUGUAUUUCGUCCAUUUUGGAUUAUUAACCGAAAAGCGUUCAUUGAUAAAUUUAAGCUAUCAAGCAUGACUUCGGAAGCUUUCCAGAAAAACAAUGAAAAAUUUGAAGAACUUCUCAAUCAACUUGCUACACAGCGUGAUUCUACUGUUUGUAAAUGCGUGGAAGUUGAUGCGAUGAAGUUAAAGUUGGCUAUAACAAACCAUAUAAAUGAUUGGCAAAUCAAAUACAUCGAAUAUUUAAAAUGUGUAGCAUACGGACAAAUUAUAGAUUUCCAUCAAAUGCUCAAACAUAACAUGGAAGCACUGAGCGUCGAGCCAAAAGAAGUUGAAGAUCUAAAAACUCUUGAGAAAACAUAUCAGAGCUGCUUCGACAGUAUUCCGGCAUUGAAGGAGGAAAUUGGAACAAUAAUAAAAUAUUUCAAUGUCUUAGAAAAAUCUGUAUCGGAUUUACUACCAGAAGCGUACCAGUUGAGAUGUAACAUUCAUUCUAAUUGGCAGCAGUACACAGAUUUUUUGAGCAAAGUUAAAGAUCAAAUUGAAAAUUACCAAAAUCUGUUCAAAUUGUCGAUGGCUAAUGAUGUUGCGGAUUUGAAAGUAGAUGCAAUAGAAAUGCUCAAAAUGUUGGAUGAUCAAUUGCCCAUCAACAAGGAAAUCUUGCCAGAAGAGGCAUUUAUUACAAUUGACUUACUCAUAAAACGUUUGGAGUUCCUAGAGGCACAAGAAAGAAAUAUUGAAAAAAAAUUCAGAUUGCUUGGAAUUGAUUACCAUCCUCUAGACGUUAUAAUGGAAAUACGAUAUAAACUGGAAAGUAUGAAGCUUAUAUGGAAGUUUGUUGAACAAUGGAAUAUUAUCAAAAAACAAAUAAUUUUCCAAAAAUAUGAACCUAUGAAUGUCGAAGAAAUAUCAAAAAAUAUAUGUCUCGUCACAUGUGAACUACAACAACUUGAUAACAUAUUGAAAAAAGAAUUAACAUAUCCUAUUUUGCAAGCCACAAAAGCAGAAUUUGAAAACGUUCAUGUAACAUUCUCGAUAAUGGUUGAUAUGAAACGAUCACAUAUGCGAGAACGACAUUGGACGGAAAUUAUCCUGAUGACAAACUUGUAAGUUCUAUGUUCUGCUUCUUCCUCAGCUCCACAGUUAUAGAAUGAUUAAAAAAAAGGUAUUAGUAUUUUCCAUUGAAUGCGUUAAAAAACACUAGCCAUACAUGCUGGCUUUGUUUACAAAUGAACCAGAAACCUGUCCAAAGCCACAUUACGAGAUUAUCACAAAAAUAAACAAUAACAGUUUAUUCAGCCU